Alligator mississippiensis (American alligator) is the source of this 3694-nucleotide messenger RNA. RefSeq names its product olfactory receptor 2T27. The transcript is spliced from 2 exons. The coding region runs from base 593 to 1624 and encodes 343 amino acids. Gene Ontology annotation, biological process: G protein-coupled receptor signaling pathway. The record is from RefSeq and is a predicted model, not a curated record. Gene Ontology annotation, cellular component: membrane. NCBI's taxonomy places the organism in Eukaryota, Metazoa, Chordata, Crocodylia, Alligatoridae. Gene Ontology annotation, molecular function: olfactory receptor activity; G protein-coupled receptor activity.
UUUUAAGGUAUGCUUUUCUCUUAGGAUAAUAAUAUUGUCCUGUAUUAAAAGAGUGCAGACUUAAUUAGCGUUAGCAGGACUUGUACCUCUUUUAGGGUGUAUACAGAAGUUGCUUUUUUUGCCAUUUAAAGUGGUUUAUUGUUGUGACUUAACAGAAGUGCAUGACUUUACAGCACCUUAGAAAUGGGUACAGCACUUUAAAUUAACCCUUGUUAUACACGAUAUUAAAUUUGAAGUACUGUAUUUUACAGUGCUUUAGCAACCUACCCCACUUUAAAUAACUUCUGUACGCUGCUCAAAUUUCUGCCCAGUGGGGAAGACCCAGGAAGCUAUGGAGCAUUGCCUGCCUCUGAGCCUGGAAAGUGCAGGGAAGCUGAGAGCCGCCUCCUCCCCACCUACCAAACACUGCACUUCUGUCAUGUUUAAGAGUGCUUUAACUUUACAGUGCUCUAAAAAGUGCUCAAAAUUACAACACUUCUAUACAGACUAUUACAGGAUUAGUAGAGGUAGCAAAGCAAUAGCAGUAGUUGUAUGUAGAGUGUGAUAGAACAGAACCAUAAGACUUGAAACCACAGAUUAAUUGGAAACAAGAAUGACUAAUUUCUCAAAAGAGAUGAAACGUCCCUUCUUUCUAAAUGGCUCCCAGAAUGAGACACAGACCCAGCCAAGCAAACAGGGAAUGGAGACACAGAAUGCAACUUCACUAAUGGAAUUUGUUCUGCUGGGUCUUCUGAAACACACCAAAGUCCACACCGUCUUCCUGGCCAUGAUCUUACUGGCCUUCAUUACUGCCCUGAUGGGGAAUGCUCUGCUCCUGUUUCUAAUCCAGGUGGAUUCCCGCCUUCACACCCCCAUGUAUUUUUUCCUCAGCCAGUUGGCCUUCGCAGACAUUGCUCAAGGCUUCAUCAUUAUCCCCAAAAUGUCAGCAGACUUCCUGAUCCCAGGCAACCCUAUUUCUGUGACUGAGUGUGGGGUUCAGAUUUUCCUCAUGAUGACCGUGGGUGGAGUAGAGUGCCUCCUUCUGACAGUCAUGUCUUAUGACAGGUACAUAGCUAUCUGCAAACCCUUGCAGUACCCCAUCCUCAUGAGCAGGAACAUCUGCUUUCUUUUAACAGCUGUGGCCUGGAUUGGUGGAUCUGUAAAUGCCUUAAUUCAUGUAGCGUUUACACUGGCUUUCCCUCGCUGUGGCUCAAAAGAGAUUGACCACUUCUUCUGCGAGAUCCCAGCCCUGCUAAAGUUGUCCUGCUCUGAUACCUCCCGCUAUGAGACUACAGUGUUCGUGAGUGGCAUUGUCCUGCUUCUCAUCCCUUCUUCCAUUAUAAUAGCAUCUUACACACUCAUCCUCUCUGCAGUCCUGAGGAUGAGGACCAAGUCAACCAGAGGACAGCAGAAAGCUCUGGCUACUUGCUCCUCACAUCUGACAGUGGUGGGGCUAUUCUAUGGGGCAGGCAUCUUCAUGUACAUGCGACCCAGUGCCUACCACUCCCCAGAGCAAGACAAGAUUGUGUCUAUGUUUUACACCAUUGUCACCCCAGUACUCAAUCCACUCAUCUACAGCCUGAGAAACAAGGAUGUUUUAGGAGCCCUAAGAAAUCUGGUGGGGAAAUGCAGAGUCCUUCAGUAAAAUUCACAGUAGCUCUAGUUUAUUAUGUGCUAGGUCUUAUCAGACUGAGGAGGCCACUGGAGUUGCCACCCUCCCAGAUUGGCCAGAAUUGGCUGGAAUCAGCAUCCAUCUUCCUGUGACUAUUGAAAGCAAUCUGGGAGAUUUUAAUAGGAUAUUUUAAGAAAAAUAAAAUCUCCUGGAAUAGCUUUAGUCAGUGUUGGCAACCCUAGAGGCCACUAGCAGGGUUUUCUGGAACGUUGAGACAGAAACUCUAUUUUCUCAAUCACCUGUCUUAAUACAUAAUAUCCUACUGAGAAUCAAGGGCUUUUGGACUUCAUUUAAUCACUUAGAAAAAUUUUUAGAAAAUCCAAAAUCCACCCCACUCUACCAGUUCACUACUGUUCUCCUGUUGCAGGAGAUUUAAACAAACUAUUGCAUACACUGAAAACUUUAUGUGGGACUGAAACCCUUUAUUGCCAUUAUGCUGGCCUUCUACAGAAGGCAUUUCCUGCAGGAACGUUGGAGACCCAACAAAACUGAUCUGGGGCCUGGGAGAUGAGGCUUAUGAGGAAAGGCAGAAAAAAUAUUUAGCUUGGAGAAGAGAAGAGUGCCAGGAGGAUUUGAUAAUAGCCUUCAAAUACCUGAAGAGUGAUUAUAGAAAGGAUAGAGAUGGACAUUUCUCUGUGCCUAUUAGAGACAGGACUAGAAGCAAUGGCCUCAAGCUGCAGCAGCGGAAAUUUGGGCUGGGGAAGCUAGCAGACCAAGUAUCCCUCUAAAAGUUAUAUAAAAUACAUUGAUUUGAUUUAUUCAAGACAGCAUGUUUAACAACAAAGUUUUAGAUAUUUCAUUGAUUCUCCAUUAUACUCUAUGGCUGAAUCUCCGAGUAUCUCCAAAUCAGUUCUGAAUCUUCUGAAUCUGAAUUGGCUGAAUCGAAUCAGAAAAGCAAUUCAGAGCUCUGAAUUGAAUAGCUAGCAUCCGAAUUGGCUGAAUCUGAAUUGAAUAGUUCCCUAUUCGCACAGGCCUAAUAUUUAUGGAUAACAUGGAGAAAAGGGCAGCUUCCUAACUUUACAUCCAUGGUGAGAUGGCACAAGAUUAAAUGAAAACAAUAUGGUAUACAAUGUUCCUUUCUUUGUGACUGGAAGAAAUGGAGCUGAUCUUUAGACAGGAUAUAAUGAACAUUUAUCCAAUAAAAUAUUUUUUUUGUUUAAAAAAAAUAUUAAAAAAUGAAUUGCUUAAUAGGCAUAAUAUUUCUUUCACCUAACAGAUUUGCCAGUUUUUUUUCUAUCAGGCUGGUAUUUUGUGCUAGUUGUCAAAGAAGCAAUGGAACAGUAUCGUGAAGGCUUGGCUAUCCCUUCAUAUUCCCAACAUUAUCUAGAAAGUGAACAAGCCCGUGUGCUAGGUUCAUAAAGAGCAUUCCUCCAUCCGCCUCUGAGAAGAAAUCCUUGUGAUUUACUUCUGAGUGGUGGCGUUGCUGUGGCCAGUGUAUUAUAGGUCAACCUGUGUGUUCCCCUGAGCUGUGAGUGUGGGAGAAACAAAAGGCCAACAUGCCCGUUGUCCUUGGGCUCUGAGACUAGCCAAGACAUGGUUCCCAGAAGAGGGGAGCAGCUAAAUUGAAAUAUGGCUUGGAGGAAUCAGUGAUCCCAAACUGACUAGGAAGACAAAGAAGGGAAAUGUAGGAUCCUUCCUGUAAUAAUCUGAGCAGUGUUGGUUCAAGUAGGCCACUGAGGACCAUACAGCCCUGCGGCAACCCCUGUUCUACAGAAAUUGGGAGGUAACAAAGGUGUGACAAAGGUUUCAGAGGAGAGGACCCCCAUGGCUGUGCAUGGCGCUGGAGCCCCUGAGUCAUCCCUCUGCCUCCUGUGCACAUGUACAGCAUUGUGGCUAUGGCGAGCUUGCUGGCAGUAGCCUGGCUGCCGGCUCGAAAAAGACUUUGAGCAAUUGGUGAGCAGUUCCCACCAAUCAGGUAAUGAUUGGGAGAGAGGCUUGCCCUGCCCCUACCCAGGGGUGAGAUGAAGAGCCAAGCCUUGGUGAGGACUACGGUGCCCAUCACAGAAGACAGUCUGGUUGUCCUCUAUCCUCUAUUGAUAUGAA